CUAUCGUCAAAACUGGCAUUUUUCCUCAAAACAAAGGUUGUAAAAGUAUGCUAGACAUUUAUAGAAUAAAUCAUACAUCGUUUGAUGUUUCUAUGACAAACAGUGAAUUAGUUAUUAAUUUAUACUGCUUUAAAUGGCAUUUUAUAGAUUUUAGGUAUUUCUAUCAAGUCAAAACUGGAAUUUCUACUCAAAACAAAGGUUGUAAAAGUAUGCUAGACAUUUAUAGAAUACAUCAUAUCUAGCUUGAUGAUUCUGUGACAACCAACUUUACCUCGGUAGCUAACGAUACCUAGGACACCCGUAGACAGUGUACUUCGCCCACGCCUGUCGGGCAUUGCUUUCCUGCAGUUCUGUUAACCACGAGGGCAGGUGAUCGGCAGCCCGGAGCGAAGGACACUACUAACUUGUUAGCUAGCUAGGACUCUGGUAGACCAUGUCCUUCGCCCCUGAAAAACUCAAAUAAUACUUUUAUUUCCCUUUUGACACACAUUUUAAUCGCAUAGACAAUCAGGGGAAAUCCCGAAUAUCAAGUAUCACACAAGCGUGAAGAUGGUGUGCUCGGAACCAACGGGAUGCUCGAUAGGGGGCGUUUCUGUAGAUGCAUGAAUAACUACAUGUAAGGAACGCCCCGAAUUGCGGGCCGCAAUCACACACUAUAUACGUUUAUGAUACAUGGAACGUCCCCCCAUUCAGCAUUAUCACAUUAGUUUAGAAAGUCUGUUGUCCUAGGUGGAUAGCUUUAAAGGCGUCAUAGACAGAAUGGAUAACUAUAAACAACUUGUUUUUGGAGCAAAGCCGAAAUGGACAGUGAUUCUGUCAGCCACAGCAUGCGGUGCAAGUGCCUUGGUCCUUUUGCUGAAAUGGUUCGGACACCAACAGUCGUGGAUGAAAAUUCAGAAGGCGAAAGUGCGAAGAGAAAAGUCGCUGCAACGAGCAGAGCAUGCUGUCUGUCAGUUCAACGAGUCGCACCCUGAGACAGACACCUCUCUCAUCCUCUCACUGUCCCUGGCUGAGCUGUCCAAACAACUGAAGGAUGGAACACUAACUCCACAAGCUGUGUUCCACUCAUACAUGGAAAAGACCUUGGAGGUGAAUAGGAGGCUGAACUGUUGCACUGAGGUCCUGCUGGAAAGUUGGGAUCAGCUGGAGGAUAUUGACUCUCACAAGGAUGGUCUCCUUUAUGGGGUCCCUGUCAGUAUCAAGGAAAAUAUUGGAUACAAGGGUCAUGACUCUACGUGUGGCGUAAUCUGUAAAUUGGACCUGCCUGCCACAGGGGACAGUGUGCUAGUUGAAGUGCUGAAGAGACAAGGCGCCAUUCCCUUCGUCAAGACCAAUGUGCCCCAAGGCCUGCAAAGCUUUGACUGUGGUAACCCUAUCUAUGGGCUGACUCUGAACCCCCACAACUCCCAGAAGACGUCAGGGGGCUCGUCGGGCGGGGAAGGGGCGCUGAUCGGAGGAGGGGGCUCGGUUCUGGGCAUAGGGUCCGACAUCGGGGGCAGCAUCCGCAUCCCAUCAUCCUUCUGUGGGAUCUGUGGCUUCAAGCCCACGGCCAACAGGCUGAGUUUGCGAGGUGCUAGCUCCUGUAUCCGGGGCCAAAAGUCAGUGCUGUCGUCCCUUGGGCCCAUGGCAAGAGACGUAGACAGCCUGGCUCUCUGUAUGCAUGCUCUGCUCUGUGACCACAUGUUCAUCCUGGACCCCACGGUACCACCCAUCCCAUUCAACCAACAGGUAUACCAGAGCACCAAGCCCCUGAGGAUCGGUUACUAUGAGAAUGACGGCUAUGCCAUGCCCUCUCCAAGCAUGGGCCGAGCCCUGAGGGAGACCAAGGCGUUGCUGGAGAAAGCAGGGCACACGUUGGUUUCCUUCAGUCCCCCAAGGCUGAUCUAUGCCAUUCAUGAGCUGGGUAUCAGGGGUCUCUUAGGCGACGGAUGCACUACCUUGCUUAGCAACCUGAAAGGGGGUCCUGUCGACCCGUGUCUCAGGGUUCAGAUUAUCCCCUACAGUCUGCCUCGCACUGUGAAGAAAAUCCUCUCCGUUCUCCUCAAGCCUAUAUUUCCCCGUAUCGCUGCCUCUCUGGAUAGCCUGCGUGGAGUUGGCUCUGUGCAAGACCUGUGGAGACAUCACGCGGAUGUGGAAGACUACAUGCACGAGGUGAUUGCAGAGUGGAGGAGGUGUGAGCUGGAUGUGCUGCUGUGUCCCAUGAUUGGUCCAGCCUACAUCCAUAACUACCCUGCCCAGCUUACCAGUACAAUCACCUACACCUUUAUCUACAAUCUCCUUAACUUCCCUGCUGGGGUGGUUCCUGUCUCCACGGUUACAGCAGAGGAUGAGGAAGAACUCAGGCACUACAAGGGAAACUAUGGGGACAUCUGGGACAAGCUCUACAAAAAGGCAGUCACUGGUGGAGAGGGGCUUCCUGUGGCUGUCCAGUGUGUGGCCCUGCCCUGGCAGGAUGAGCUCUGUCUGCGAUUCAUGAGAGAGGUUGAGAUGCUGGUCAGAGAGGAUAAGAAAUGAGAGGUCGACAGAGAGGGAGAGAAUGGUAACGGGGACAUGUUUGAUCAAGCAGUUAAAACAUUUAUGUACAUAAAUGUUACUGGUUUUUAGAAGUAGUAAAAAUUCACUAUAACAUUGUUCUUGUGAUGCGAGGUAAUCCUAAAUGUCUAAGAAAGCAGAUUGGAGUGAAGACUGAUCCAAGUGCACUGAGAAACACUAAGGCUUGUUCUUGGCUGCUAUCAGCGCACCAGACCUUUAAAUAGGAAUUCAUCAGUAAUUUAACUACAUGGGAAGAAAUAUUUUCUUACACGCUCAAGGAAAUUGAAAAAUUGUUUUACCUCAGUAGAUUAACCCCCCCCCAACAUAUGCAUUUAUCAUUAUAUAGGAAAAUGAGUUUGACUUCUACCUAUGACUCUACUAAUAGCUACUUUAUUGAGGAAAAAUGUCCUUUCUAUGCCUGUGAUAUGUGGUUUCCCACCUAGCUAUCUUAAGAUGAUUGCACUAACUGUAAGUCGCUCUGGAUAAGUGUCUGCUAAAUGACUAAAAUGUAAUUGUCUGUUUUUUGUAUCUCAAAUUAAACAAUUAUUUAAUAUA
Molecule: messenger RNA, 3087 nt
Organism: Salmo salar (Atlantic salmon)
Lineage: Eukaryota; Metazoa; Chordata; Actinopteri; Salmoniformes; Salmonidae
Product: fatty-acid amide hydrolase 1
Biological process (GO): fatty acid catabolic process
Molecular function (GO): fatty acid amide hydrolase activity; amidase activity
Source: RefSeq, a predicted model, not a curated record